Messenger RNA from Cicer arietinum (chickpea), 2883 nucleotides. RefSeq names its product receptor-like serine/threonine-protein kinase SD1-8. Gene Ontology annotation, biological process: protein phosphorylation; recognition of pollen. Lineage: Eukaryota; Viridiplantae; Streptophyta; Magnoliopsida; Fabales; Fabaceae. The record is from RefSeq and is a predicted model, not a curated record. Gene Ontology annotation, cellular component: plasma membrane. Gene Ontology annotation, molecular function: protein serine/threonine kinase activity; ATP binding.
AACAGAGAAUAAUAAAUACAAUAUAAAAAACUAUAUAAUUCUCUUCCACAUGAACACAUUUCAUUAUUCAUCAACAAUUCUCUCCAAACAUGCCAUGUUUCUUCCUCUUCUUCUUCUUUACUUCACUUUCUCUUCUCACCACAAUCUCAAUCUCAAUCUCCACAGAUACCUUAACCUCAUCACAAAUUCUCAGAACAAAUCAGACCCUUGAAUCAACAAAAGGAACUUUCGUUCUUGGUUUCAUCCCAGGAACAAAUUCCAACAUUUAUUUAGCCAUAUGGUACAAAAACAUUCAAGACAGAGUAGUUGUUUGGGUUGCAAACAGAGACAAUCCUCUUCACAAUUCCACUAAUGGGUUUCUCAAAAUCGGUGACAAUGGAAACAUAGUUCUUCUCAAUUCAUCUGAUUCAGACAACAACCUCGUAUGGUCUUCCAAUCAAACAACGGCUAAAAAUCCAAUUCUUCAGCUUCUGGAAAAUGGAAAUUUAGUUCUAAGAGAAACUAACGUGAAUGAAAAUCCAACAAAUUUUCUAUGGCAAAGCUUCGAUUACCCAACAGAUACUUUGUUACCAGACAUGAAUAUGGGUUGGAAUUUUGACACAAAAAUGGAAAAGCACUUAACUUCAUGGAAGAUCACAGGUGAAGACCCUUCAACAGGUGAUUAUUCAUUCAAAAUCGAUUUUCAUGGUUUACCAGAGAUUUUCCUACGGAAUGGUGAAAACAUAAUAUACCGAAGUGGACCUUGGAAUGGUGAAAGAUUCAGUGGUGUACCAGAGAUGCAACCUGACACAGAUUCCAUAGUUUUUAAUUUUUCAACGAAUGAACACGGUGUAAACUACUCAUUUUCAAUCGGGAAUCGGUCGAUUUUCUCGAGACUAGUUGUGAAUUCGAUAGGGGAACUUCAGCGUCUAACAUGGGUAGAAAGUAGUAAAACAUGGACAAAGUUUUGGUAUGCACCGAAAGAUCAAUGUGAUGAUUAUAAAGAGUGUGGUCCUUAUGGUGUGUGUGAUUCUAAUGCUUCCCCUGUUUGUGAAUGUGUGAAAGGUUUUAGUCCUAAGAAUGAACAAGCAUGGAAAUUGAGAGAUGGGUCUGAAGGGUGUGUUAGGAAAACGAAUUUGGAUUGUGAGAGUGACAAGUUUUUUCGAAUGGAGAAUGUGAAGUUACCUGAGACAAGUUCUGUGUUUGUGAACAAGACAAUGAGUAUUGUGGAAUGUGGUGAUUUGUGUCAUAGGAAUUGUUCUUGUACUGGUUAUGCUAAUGUUUAUGUGACUAAUGGAGGAAGUGGUUGUGUUAUGUGGAUUGGUCAACUUGUUGAUAUUAGAACUUAUUCUGAUGGUGGACAAGAUCUUUAUGUUAGAUUAGCAGCUUCUGAGAUAGAUAACUCAGGAUCUGCCAGUGACUCUCACAAGACAAAUCACAGAGCUGAGAUUGUAGGAAUCACAAUUUCUGCAGUUGUUAUAAUUUUGGGAUUGGCUAUCAUAUUAUGUAACAAGAGGAAAUUGCUAAGUAGAUUGAAUGGGAAGACAGACCAAAGAGGUUCUCUCCAAAGAAGUCGAGAUUUGUUGAUGAAUGAGAUGGUAUUUUCAAGCAAUAGAGGUAGCUCAGGAGAAAGGGACAUGGAUGACUUAGAGUUACCAAUGUUUGAUUUUAAUACCAUAACAAUAGCUACAAACAACUUCUAUGAAGCCAAUAAACUUGGACAAGGAGGCUUUGGUAGUGUUUACAAGGGAAGGUUGAUUGAAGGCCAAGUAAUUGCUGUCAAGAGGUUGUCACAAACCUCAGGACAAGGAGUUGAAGAAUUUAAGAAUGAGGUCAAAUUAAUUGUCAAGCUUCAACAUAGAAAUCUUGUUAGGUUAUUAGGUUGCUGCAUUGAGAAGGAUGAGAAGCUGCUAGUGUAUGAGUACAUGGAAAAUAGAAGCCUUGAUUCCAUUUUGUUUGACAAAACCCGAAAACCUUUACUGGACUGGACAAGGCGAUUUAACAUUAUAUGUGGAAUAGCUAGAGGGCUUCUUUAUCUGCAUCAUGAUUCAAGACUCAGGAUUAUCCAUAGAGAUCUCAAGGCAAGCAACAUUCUACUUGACAGCGAAAUGAACCCUAAAAUAUCAGACUUUGGGAUGGCUAGAAUAUUCGGCAAAGAUCAAACAGAAGCAAAUACUUUGAGAGUUGUUGGAACAUAUGGCUAUAUGUCUCCUGAAUAUGCUAUGGACGGAAACUUCUCGGUGAAAUCAGAUGUUUUUAGUUUUGGAGUUCUUGUACUAGAGAUCAUAACUGGAAAUAAAAAUAGAGGAUUCUACUAUGCAAACGAUGAUAUGAAUCUUCUAAAGAAUGCAUGGAGCCAAUGGAGAGAAGGCAAUGCAUUGGAACUCAUCGAUUCAUCGAUCAGCGAUUCAUAUACACCAUCUGAAGUUCUUAGAUGCAUACAUGUUGGACUAUUGUGUGUUCAAGAACGUGCAGAAGAUAGGCCAACAAUGCCUUCAGUGCUGUUGAUGCUAAGUAGUGAAACUGCACUAAUGCCAGAACCAAGAAGUCCAGGGUUUUCCCUUGGAAAGUCAAAGAAUCCUCAAGAGACUGAUUCCUCUUCAAGUAAACAUGAUGAAACAUGGAGUGUGAACCAAGUCACUGUCACAUUGCUAAAUGCUAGGUAGUGAAAUACCAUUCAACAUAUUUGUAUAGUCACAGAAACAUGAAAAUAAAUGUUUCUGUAUAUAGAGUUUGAGUUUAAUUUUGAGACAGUUAACAAUCAUUUUAUACUCAUCCAAUCUUAUGUUGGCGAUACCUUAUUUAAGAAUUUUUCUAAGUUAACAGCAAGUGCUGAACUCAACUUGUUAAAUAACGUGGCAAGACAUCAUUAGAAAAUGCACCAGAAAAAAUCACUUUCACAUA